AUGAAGAUUAUCAACGCGUUUAUUGAGCCGAUCGUCAGAGAAGCUAUUGAGAAACGGCAGAACAGUCUCGCUACAGGAGAUGGGGAUGCGAAACCGGAGGACGAGGAGGGGGAGACACUGCUUGAUCAUUUGGUCAGCUUGACAUCUGAUCGAUGA
Molecule: messenger RNA, 156 nt
Organism: Laccaria bicolor S238N-H82
Lineage: Eukaryota; Fungi; Basidiomycota; Agaricomycetes; Agaricales; Hydnangiaceae
Exons: 1
Coding region: 1-156 (51 amino acids)
Source: RefSeq, a predicted model, not a curated record